CCUUUUCCGGAGUGAUCGCCGAGCAGUCGGCACCAUGCAGAUUUUUGUUAAAACCCUCACUGGGAAGACAAUAACUUUGGAGGUUGAGCCUUCAGAUACAAUCGAGAAUGUGAAGGCUAAGAUUCAGGAUAAGGAGGGUAUCCCUCCUGAUCAGCAGAGACUGAUCUUUGCUGGCAAGCAACUGGAAGAUGGCCGUACUCUGUCAGAUUACAACAUCCAGAAAGAGUCGACACUUCAUCUGGUGCUCCGGCUGCGCGGCGGCGUCAUCGAACCCACGCUCCGCCUGCUGGCCCAGAAGUACAACUGCGACAAGAUGAUCUGCCGCAAGUGCUACGCCCGCCUCCACCCGAGGGCGACCAACUGCAGGAAGCGCAAGUGCGGCCACACGAACCACGUCCGCCCGAAGAAGAAGCUGAAGGAAAUUGAUUCAUUGUUUUCCAUUUCAGGCACCAUGCAGAUUUUUGUUAAAACCCUCACGGGGAAGACGAUAACUUUGGAGGUUGAGCCUUCAGAUACAAUCGAGAAUGUGAAGGCUAAGAUUCAGGAUAAGGAGGGUAUCCCUCCUGAUCAGCAGAGACUGAUCUUUGCUGGCAAGCAACUGGAAGAUGGCCGUACUCUGUCAGAUUACAACAUCCAGAAAGAGUCGACACUUCAUCUGGUGCUCCGGCUGCGCGGCGGCGUCAUCGAACCCACGCUCCGCCUGCUGGCCCAGAAGUACAACUGCGACAAGAUGAUCUGCCGCAAGUGCUACGCCCGCCUCCACCCGAGGGCGACCAACUGCAGGAAGCGCAAGUGCGGCCACACGAACCACGUCCGCCCGAAGAAGAAGCUGAAGUAGGCCGUGCCGCGUGCGACGUUGGCUGCGUGGAGGCCUCGUGUAAAGAGCAAAUAAAUUGAAAAAAGAGAA
Messenger RNA from Pollicipes pollicipes, 907 nucleotides. Its product is annotated as polyubiquitin. Gene Ontology annotation, molecular function: structural constituent of ribosome; protein binding. Gene Ontology annotation, cellular component: ribosome. The transcript is spliced from 5 exons. NCBI's taxonomy places the organism in Eukaryota, Metazoa, Arthropoda, Thecostraca, Pollicipedomorpha, Pollicipedidae. Bases 35 to 838 code for a protein of 267 amino acids. Gene Ontology annotation, biological process: translation. The record is from RefSeq and is a predicted model, not a curated record.